AUGGCUGAUAAUGAGAACAUACGAGAAGCAAUAAUCAGGUCACUGUUCUCGAAGCAGUAUGCUGAUGGAUCCCUCGACGAGACCUACAUCGCACAUCUCCUAAUCCAAGAGGUUGUCGCUGGCGAAACAGAGGCAAAGACGCGGUGGUUGCUGUUAUCUAUCAAUCGAAGCGGUCAAGGUCUGGUACAUAAGUCAAAGGAGAACAGCAACGGGACAUUCUCCGUUGGAAAGACGUGGAAGCUUGAGGAGUUGCAGGCAGUUGAGGCACAUACGGCCAUCUCCUUUUCACUCAAGUUCUCUCGUCGAUAUAAAUGGACCACUAUCAACGAGCGUGAUCAAGCGUUGUUCUUAAGUGCUGUCAUCGACUCAUACCGACGAGUAACCGGAGGGAGGCCCCUAACCAUUGUUGGCGUGGGUAUAGGGCAACAGUCGCAAUCUAAUGGACGCUCAUCCUUAGAUGAGCGUAGCUCCGCACGCUCCGCCAGUCCGCAAUUCUCCACCUCCGCUGCAUCUCCUUCAAUGCGUCCUGUUUUGGGCGGUGAGCGUCAAGUUUCGAAUAGCAGCUAUGCCUCAGGCAUGAACGGCUCCGUGUCCGCCGGCCCUCCGAGUCGGCAACAAUAUCGUCCUCCUCCACCGUCAUCGCUCAGAGCGGAAAGCCCUGCAUUUCCAGAUUCUCGCAACGCGCUGAUCGCCCUACAAAUCCCUCAGUAUCCUACCGCACCGUCUUCAUACAGUUCUCGUGCAAGUCCCUCUCCCGCAUUUGGUACUCCAUCUCAGGAUGCUACUUCCUCAGCCGUUAGUCGCCGAGCUCGUCCGUCGAUUGAUGAUACGAGCAGUCAGCGAUCGGCAUCCCGCAAUGGUCGACGGUCGGUGGACGAACCGCAGACCGCACAGCCGUCUAGCUCUCGACAAGGCUCGCGACCGUUCCAAGAAAAUGGUUAUGGUCGACCUCCUAUGCCGAAGGCUCCAUCGCGCGAGCAGUUGUACGAUGAAGUCGGGUCAUCUCGACCAGCAAUGCCACGCAAUCCUUCAAGACCGUCCAUAGACACCGGUUCUCGCUCAGCAACUCCAGACAUGCGGCGCGCUCCCACUCCGGGAGACCGUCGUGCCCCCACGCCAUCCCGACCUCUUGAGCCGGGACUUUCCGUAUCAGCCAGUGGCUCCCAACUGGCUACCCCAGUGUACAGCGCCUCGACAACACGUGCGGCAUCACCAGCUAAACAACCCGAGGAACGGACAACGUCACGUAAAGAGACAUCUGUCUCUCGUAUAUCCGUAUUCGACCCAGCGAAUCAAGCGACGCUAGAACGGCUAUUGUCAAUGAAUGUCCCAGAAGAAGGCGAGGGAAUACUACCGAGAGAGGACGGAGAAGCUACGUUGGCCAACGUGGAGGAACUGCUAGAUGGAUAUGAGUGGUCCAUGGGUCCUGUGGGAGAGGGGAAGAAGAAAGGUGGUGCGGCGGAUAUGAUGGAAGCGAGGCUUAUGGAUGAGCUUUUGGCGUUGGAAAAGGCGAACGUCCACUCUUUCGUCGAAUCCGACGACCGCAUACAGCUGGUCAUGGGUUUCCUGGAUGACGCGAUCCGAGAACUAGAUGAUAUGGAAAUGAUGGUACAGUCAUACAAGAUUCAACUGAAUGGUGUGAGCGACGACAUCAGCUUUAUUCAGUCUCAAAAUCGUGGGUUACAAGUACAAACUCAGAAUCAACGAGCGCUCCUGGGAGAGCUCGAGCAGCUACUGCAAACCGUCGACGUCGAUAGGGAAGCGUUGGUUGCGCUCACGCAGGAGUCUCUUGAGAAGCCUGCGGGUAUCACACAUCUGGAGAAGGCUGCUGCUGAGUUGUACAAGGCACUUCUAGCCGGGCGUGAAAAUGAAAUGGCGGCAACUAUGGAACGUCUGCAGGAAUAUCAGACUCACAACAGCCAGUUCUGCAAACGUAUAUCUGAUUUUCUUACUAUCAUGUUCCAGUUUCAGUCCGAUAGGCUCCUUAAUGAUAAGGAUCGUGUGAUGGACAAGGCACGACCAAAGCUAUCUUCACACCAACCUAUGGAAGACUAUCUUGGCCGAUACUGCGGUUUGAUGCUUUAUUUGAAGGAAAUGGACGAGGAUCGUUAUUCCCAGGUUUGCGCAGCGUACUUUACUGCUUCGAACACACUUCAUAUGAAGGAGAUGAAGACGUUUUUACCUUUGCUCGUCGCAAGAAUUCGAAAAGGCGUGGAUGACGAUAAUUUUUCUGCCGAGGUACCGCAAACGGCUGGAAUGUCUGUACGUCGUAUGGGCACCCUCCGGUCCCCACUCGACCGAAAACGAGAAAAGGAGCCUGCAAAUGGAGAACUAAAAGCAGCAGACGCGUUUACCCGAGCCCUCAAUCAGAUCUCAACCCAAAUCUCUCGAGAAGAAGAAUUCUUAGCCGACUUCUUGCAAAUCAACGACUUCUCACUGACAUUUUCGGAUUACAUGAAAUUGGAGAACUACUAUCGACGACAGGCUGCUAAGUAUGCCAGCCUUAGUCCAGGGACAAUCAAAUUGGUUCGGGAAGGCAUGGACCUAAUCUUUGGGUUCUUACCUGGUGAGCUGAAGCUAUGGGUGGAAGCCGCGAUGCGGCGCGAUAAUCUCCAACUUCCCGGGAUGAUAUUCAGUCUUGAACGUCUUCUGCAAGAAGUGGAAGAUGCAGGCAAAGCUUUCUUCCAUCGUUUAUUAGAAAAACAACAUCGCCGAAUGUACCAGAUGUACGAUCGUAUGAUUGAUGAGCAGAUUAAAGCAAUCGAACAAACGAAGCUCACAACGAAGAAGCGUAUUGGCGCCGCUCACUUCAUCAAGUACUUCCCGGUGUUCGUCAGCCGGGUUGAAUCUCAACUAGUGGGGUGCGAGGGGAUGGAGAUCCGUAACAAAGUAGACGGUUCCUAUGAACGCCUCGUGACCUCCAUGUUCGAAUGUUUGCAACAAAUGGCCAAGCUCGAUGGAGGAGAUUCGCAGGCUGCCGAAGACAAGGGCCAGCUGAACUACCACGUCAUCAUGAUUGAGAACAUGUCUGCAUUCAGAUCAGAUAUGUCUCAGCUUGAAGUGAGCUCAACCCGUCAGUUCGUCAGUAGAGCCGACGCCGCAUAUCAAGAGAAUCUGGAGGCAUAUCUGCGCCUUAUUUUGCGCCGCGCUUUCAAUCGUCUCAUGGUAUUUUUUGACGGAGUCGAAAAGACACUACAGGUCUCAUCUCCUCAGGAUGUGCUCACCAAUUCCGCCUUCAACAAGUCUAGUCUCAAGCGAGUAGUAAAAGACUUCGACGCUAAAGAUAUGCGGAAGAUAGUUGAUGCGCUAUUCAAGCGUGUCCAGAAGCAUUUUGACACUGCUGAAGGAACUGCUGGCACUAAAGGCGAAACAAGUGGUGGUUCUGAUCCAAUUUUGCCCGGAGUCUGGAAAGCAUGCGAAGAGGAGAUGGUCCGUCAAACGGAACGCUUCUACAAGCUCAUCAGGGCCGUCUACGCUGACACUGGGAUCUCCCUGGAAUAUACCAUUCAAGAUAUCCAGUCGGCUUGCAGGCGCCAACAGGUAUCUUGAGCCAAGUCCUGGUAGUUUCUUGAUCACGACUGUACGAUCUCUAUGUAUCCAUAUAUUCAUGAUACCACUCGUCUACAUUGCUAGAGAACCGGUCAAUGUGAGCAAAA
Molecule: messenger RNA, 3656 nt
Organism: Dacryopinax primogenitus
Lineage: Eukaryota; Fungi; Basidiomycota; Dacrymycetes; Dacrymycetales; Dacrymycetaceae
Exons: 15
Coding region: 1-3549 (1182 amino acids)
Biological process (GO): exocytosis; Golgi to plasma membrane transport
Cellular component (GO): exocyst; plasma membrane
Molecular function (GO): phosphatidylinositol-4,5-bisphosphate binding
Source: RefSeq, a predicted model, not a curated record